Aspergillus luchuensis is the source of this 1638-nucleotide messenger RNA. Its product is annotated as FAD-binding oxidoreductase. NCBI's taxonomy places the organism in Eukaryota, Fungi, Ascomycota, Eurotiomycetes, Eurotiales, Aspergillaceae. The transcript has 2 exons. The record is from RefSeq and is a predicted model, not a curated record. The coding region runs from base 1 to 1638 and encodes 545 amino acids. Gene Ontology annotation, molecular function: FAD binding; catalytic activity. Gene Ontology annotation, cellular component: mitochondrion.
AUGUCCGGUGCCAGGAACCUCUCCGUCGCCCUCCGACGGGCUCGCGUGCCCAAGCCUCGCUCUCUGCUGCGUCCUCUGUCCGUCUGCGCCCCGUCUCCCGCGACCACUGCCGCCCGCGCCUUCAGCGUCACCUCCGCGGCCAAUGCGACCAAGGAGAUCAAGUACACCAGCAACGCCUACCCCAACCUCAAGCGGGAUCCCAAGUUCGCCGAAAUCUCCGCCGAUGAUGUUGCUUUCUUCAAGGAAUUGCUGGGCGCCCAGUCCGCCGUGAUCGAUGGCGUUACCGCCGACGCGGCCGACGAUAUCGAGCCUUUCAACAGCGACUGGAUGCGCAAGUACCGCGGUCACACGAGACUGGUUCUCAAGCCCCAAACAAAGGAGGAGGUUAGCAAGGUGCUGCAAUACUGUAACGAGAAGAAGUUGGCGGUGGUUCCUCAAGGUGGCAAUACUGGAUUGGUUGGCGGCUCCGUGCCGGUGUUUGACGAGAUUGUCGUCAACCUGUCUCGCAUGAACCAGAUUCGCUCGUUCGAUGAGGCUUCCGGUGUGCUGGUUGUCGAUGCCGGUGUCAUCCUGGAGGUUGCCGAUCAGUACCUCGCUGAGCGCAACCACCUGUUCCCCUUGGAUCUGGGCGCCAAGGGUUCCUGCCAUGUCGGUGGCAAUGUGGCUACCAACGCUGGUGGUCUGCGUCUCCUCCGCUACGGCAGUCUCCACGGCACCGUCCUUGGUGUGGAGGCUGUUCUGGCUGACGGAACCGUCGUCGACGCUCUGUCGACCCUGCGCAAGAACAACACUGGAUACGAUUUGAAGCAGCUGUUCAUUGGUUCCGAGGGCACCAUCGGUAUCAUCACUGGUGUGUCCAUCCAGUGCCCCCCUCGCCCCAAGGCCGUCAAUGUCGCCUACUUUGGUCUCGAGAGCUACGACCAGGUUCGCCAGGCCUACCAGGAAGCCAAGGGUCACCUGUCGGAGAUUCUCUCCGCCUUUGAGCUCAUGGACGGCCGCAGCCAGAAGCUCGUCAACGAGUCCACAGGCACCAAGUAUCCCCUGGAAGGCGAGUACCCCUUCUACUGUCUCGUUGAGACCAGCGGAUCCAACGCCGAGCACGACAUGGCCAAGCUGGAAGGAUUCCUGGAGCACAUCAUGGGUGAGGGCAUUGUUGCGGACGGUGUCCUGGCUCAGGACGAGACCCAGUUCCACGCCAUCUGGCGCUGGAGAGAGGGUAUCACGGAGGCGCUGAGCCACUUGGGUGGCACCUACAAGUAUGACGUCUCCAUUCCUCUGCCGGAGCUGUACCAGCUGGUCGAGGACUGCAAGGAGCGUCUGACGAAGCUUGGAUUCGUUGGCGACGACGAUUCGUUCCCUGUCCGUGCUGUUGUGGGUUACGGCCACAUGGGUGACUCCAACCUGCACCUGAACAUCUCGGUGCGCCAGUACAACAAGGAGGUUGAGAAGGCCAUUGAGCCUUGGGUGUACGAGUGGAUCCAGAAGCGGAAUGGCAGCAUCAGUGCCGAGCAUGGUCUCGGUCUUGCGAAGAAGGAGUUUAUCGGAUACAGCCAGAAUGAUACCAUGGUGAAGUUGAUGAAGCAGCUGAAGGGGCUAUACGACCCGAAUGGAAUCUUGAACCCCUACAAGUACAUCUAG